Linepithema humile (Argentine ant) is the source of this 2226-nucleotide messenger RNA. RefSeq names its product mitochondrial tRNA-specific 2-thiouridylase 1. The record is from RefSeq and is a predicted model, not a curated record. NCBI's taxonomy places the organism in Eukaryota, Metazoa, Arthropoda, Insecta, Hymenoptera, Formicidae. Gene Ontology annotation, molecular function: sulfurtransferase activity. Gene Ontology annotation, biological process: tRNA wobble position uridine thiolation. Gene Ontology annotation, cellular component: mitochondrion.
CGAAUAAUCUUUUUUAACUCAGUCGUGCUAAUUCAAAAAUAUAGACGAUUUAUAUCCAUUUGCAUAAAACGACACUUGGUGCGAACCGAUAAGUACGCACGCGUGCAAAUGGUGACACGGACGGAUUUGUGAUAUUCAAGAAUUAUUUGACUUUCCGUCACUUAUCCGAUCAACUCUUGAAACUAUUUAUCCCUGCCGAGAGUAUAUACCUAGCAGUACGUUUCUAUUGCAUUCUGAUACUUGCAAAUUUGAUUUCCAUACGGAUAAUCCCGAAAAGGGAUUAAAAUACCUAAAACAGAGACCGAUACAUACGGCCCUGAAUUGCUAAGCCAUUAAGUGAGACAGGCGCAGAAUUCGCCGAGUAUCCGAGCAUUUCCUUGCGACCGAUGUUUCGCGGCUAGCAGCUGUUCCAAGAGACGAGCGAACCCCCCAUCGAAAUUUGGGUCAUGGAAACUGCGCAAAAAUAGCCCAUUGCUGCGAGACGAUCGCGUUAUUUGUUGAAAAAACAUUUUUAACCUUGCGAUUUUUAACUGUGUGCUACGAUAUACAAAACGUCGCGGAUUCUCGUCAUACGUGCUACAAUUUUCCAUGCAAAAUAUGCUAUGCGCUGUGACCAUUCGAUGUUUAUCUGUCAAUCAGCUUGACUGGUUACAAGCCAGAGAGAGCCACACGGAUUGGCUGGCAAACUUUAUUCGAUGAUUCGCGCGCGAAUUUCAAACAAAUUCAUCAUGUGGUGCUUGCACUUAAGCCCAUGACAGUCGAAUCCUGAAAGAUUAAAAUAUUAUCGAACGAUUGUUUGCAUGAGAUUGCAUAUAUAAUGUUUCCAACAUAAAAAUUGAUGGCAUGAAAAUAUGGAAGCAGAUUAGUCCUUUGUUGUAUCGAUGCCUUGCCACGUGACGCUUUACAAUUUAUAACCUACGAAUUCGAUCUUCAAAUUAAUAAAUCACAAAAACUAUUGUGUAUAAUAAUAUCAACAUAUUCAUAGAUUAUUUUGUCAAGAUGAUCAAAAAUGUUGUUGUCGGUAUAUCCGGUGGUGUGGACAGUGCAGUGACAGCUCUGCUACUUAAAAAUAAAGGGUUUAAUGUUAUUGGUGUGUUUAUGAAAAACUGGGACAUUAGAGAUGAAACAGGAAAUUGUAUGGUUGAAAAGGAUUACAAUGAUGCACAAUGGAUUUGUAAUAAACUGAAAAUCCCUUUAGUACAAGUUGAUUUUGUAAAAGAAUAUUGGAAUGAAGUCUUUAGUGAUCUUGUGGAAAAGUAUCAAACUGGGUAUACUCCAAAUCCAGAUAUUUUAUGCAAUAAGAACAUCAAGUUUAAUAAAUUUUUUCAUUUUGCACGUAAAAAAUUUCAAGCAGAUGCAAUUGCAACAGGUCAUUAUGCUAAAACAAGCUUUGGAUCUUAUCUAGAAAACUAUGAAGCAGACACAAAUGUACACUUGUUGCAAGCCCGUGAUAGUAAUAAAGAUCAAACAUUUUUUCUACAUCAAAUACCACAACAAACUUUGAGAUGUUGCAUGUUUCCUCUUGGAAAUUAUUUGAAAAGUCAUGUCAAAACAAUAGCCAAAGAGGCAGGCUUGUACCAAAUAGCACAAAAAAAGGAAAGCAUGGGUAUCUGUUUUGUGGGAAAACGUGAAUUUCAAGAUUUUAUUUCAGAGUAUAUACAUGAUAAACCAGGUGAUUAUGUAGACCUAGAUAGUGGAUUAGUAAUAGGUAAACAUAAUGGCAUUCAUAAGUGGACAAUAGGACAAAGAUGUAAGAUCAGUGGUUGUCUGAAGCCCUAUUAUGUAUUUAACAAAGAUCAAGAAACAAAUACCAUUCUAGUGGUAAGUGGUACAACUCAUCCGGCAUUAUACUCUGAUUCCUUAAUUACGCAAGAUGUUUAUUGGAUGAAUGAGGAGCCGCAUGAAUUAAGUAAUGGCGGUGUGUUACACUGUGACUUCCGUUUUCAGCAUAGAAAUCCAUUAAUUGCUUGCACUAUGUAUAAGAUGUCCAACAAUCAUUUGUUUAUCCGCCUUAGCAUAUCUUUAAGAGCGAUUACAAAGGGUCAGUAUGCUGUUUUAUACUACAAAAAGGAAUGUUUGGGUGGCUCAAUGAUAUUAUAUCCAGGACCAUCUCAUUUUGCGCUUAAUCGGCAACAUUAGGUUGAAUUUAGUUCUAAUUUAGUAACAUCAAUUUUAAAUGUGAAUAAAUAUUAAUUAAUAAAGUAUAUUUUAUAUUAGUAAAAUUUA